UUAUUCUGUCUUUAUUCAAAUGUAGAUUAAAUCUGCAGCUGCUUCAUUAUUCCAUCUGUAAAAGAAGCAGAAUUUCUCCUCCAUUACUCCAGUGGGUUUUCUGUUCUUGGAGACAUAGACUCGAAUCUUCAGAGCAAAUGCCUCCAAACGGCUUCCUUUCCUGAAGACCAUACAGGUGAAGUUAUUGCCCCCGGAACGAUUGAAGCAUUCACCUCCUGGGGGCUGAGUAAAGACAGACGAGUAUGCAUCACAACUGAUAGCGCUUCAAACAUGAUAAAAGUCACUUCAAUCAACAAAUGGGCACCGCUUCAGUGUUUUGGACAUCAACUAAACAGUCUGUGUUCCUGAGAGAGAGUGGGGAAGAACAAGAGAGUGGCACACAUCGUGAGGCUGUGUAAAAAAAAAAAAUUGUGGCUGCCUUCUCCUUCUCCUGGAAAAAGAAGAGAGACCUGGCAGCUGCUCAGGAAGAGCUUAACUUACCCAAGCACAAGCUGGUGACCGAGUCACCUACAAGGUGGGGCUCACGUCAGAAGAUGGCGGCAAGCAGCACAAGGCUCUCUCUCAGGUACUUACUACUGACAAGAAAACCAGGCACUUGGUGCCCACCUGGCAGGACAUGGAUGUGCUUUAGUCAAUGAACGAGGCCUUAAAGUCGCUUCUUGAGUUCACAGAUUCACUCCCUGGUGAGUCGUAUGUGAGAGUGUCCUACCUUAAGUUUCACCUCUUCAGAACAGAGGUCCUGAAUCCCUCUGAUGAUGACACACAGCUCAUAAUGGACAUAAAGACAAUGGUCAUGGAUUAUCUCAAUGAGAAGUAUGAUGACCAGAUAACAGAUGACCUGCUUGAUAUGGCAUCCUUGGUUUAUACGCGCUUCAAGACCCAAUACAUCAAGCCAGACAAGAUUGAGGCAAUCAAAACAAGAGCAGUGUCUUAAUUAAAAAUUAAUUCAAUUAAAUAUUUACAAAAUAUAUACAAACAGCUCUUAGCUGGGCUUCCUUCCACACAAAGGAUCAAGCUAUUUAUUUGGCACUUCCUUUGCACAACUAUUCUCCAUCAACUACCCACACAAAUGUAUAUAUGACCCAUACGUAUAUAGUCAAGGCUCCGCCCACAUGGAUAAUUCUACUAAACAGGUAAGUGUAAGGUGAGUAUUUUAACAAUCGGCACAUAGCAGAUAUUCAUUAUUCUGGACAUUAAUAAACAAAAUAAACAACAAAACCAAUAAACAAAAUAUGCAUAUGAUAAAUAACUCAGACAAAUAACAAAUAACAAAAAGAAUAUUCUCCUUUUCCCCUUAGACAUAGACACACAGAACAGUCUCGCCGCCAGAGGCGUUGCAUAGGCGCAGCAGGGUAAAAUGUCCUAUUAAUGGAGUCGUGAUCCACCAGACCCAGAAGACACAUGAUAGAUGAUCCACAACACAAACAAAGACAAUGACUAACCAAUAUGCAGAUAAGUAAUAAAGAUGUUGUGAUAAAACUUAUCUGGUGUGUUCGUGGGGUUAUUGAGAGAGUGAUUAGCAGGAGAAAGCGGGGCAUACUGAAAACGUAUGUGUGUAUGAGAAUAAAGCAGUAGCACAAUCCCAAGUGUGCACUCAUGGAAAAGGCUAAAACAUUAGCCUAAGGCAUUUAAUCUCCUUUGUGCUUAGUCUGCCUAAUGCCUUAAUUUGGCCUCUUGCAAAAGCUUUCAUUACAUUUUUGUCCCUAAUUUUCUUUGCUGCAUUUUCCUUCCUUAUUUUUCUUAGUGUUGCCUUUGCUGUUUUGGUGAUUUUUUUCUUGUCUCUUUAAUAGUUUUUUUAAAAAGGUCCAAUUGAUUGGCUGGUGACUCAUUGCUAUGUUGACUGGCUUGUGGCUGACUGGGUAGUAUCAGGGGGUUUAUCAAUACUCAAAUUGAUGCUUCCUCGUUUCCUCCGUCCUCCAGCUCGUGACCCGGAAAUCGAUUGACGUCAACCAUCUUGAAGGACAUCUAAAUUCUCUAAUUGCAUGAGGCAAAGAACGAGGAGUGAGAAAGCUUCCAGAGGAUCGAGGAGUGAAGAUACACAGAUCCCUGAAGCGCAGUGACGUCAUCCAGCUGAGCACAGUCAUCAUUAAUUGACGUUGCUAUGAAGUGAUGCUUGAGAGAGCGAGGAUCUUCCAUUGGAUAUAGGCAGAAGACAUGGUACUGCUAAUUUUAAACGAAUGACUCGAACCCAAAGACUCGAGAAUAAUCAUUUCUGUCUCCAGGGAACAGAAUGACUCAGAUCAAGAGAGCACGUGAGAGCGAAGUGCGCAUGCGUGAGAUUCUGGCUCCACCCCGUUACUCGCUCUGAACCGAAACUAGAUGUAGAGGGAGAAGUUUGAACACCGAGUGGAGUAGAAGUAAACAGAGUUUUUAACCUUCACACGGGCUGUUGGUGGUGUUUUGUCUGAGACAUGGAGUCCUGCAGGGUUCCUCACCAUGUCCUGCUUUUAUUCAUCCUGAUGUUCAUCACAGAGGAGUCUGGAGGAGGCGGUCGGAGAUGAUGAGUACAGCGCGGCCAGGAAGGCCGUACUCACACACCUGUGUGCCAGACCCAUGCAGAUGGCAGUGUAUUUCUGUACAGGAGUUCUACAGGAAGAGAAGUUGUUCCAUCACUAUGCUCUGAACGUGCCACUCUACACACACUUCACCUCUCCAAUCCGCCGCUACGCUGAUGUCAUCGUCCACCGCCUGCUGGCCGCCUCACUUAAGUGUGGACCUCGUGUGCAUCUCACCCAAGAUGAAGUGCAGAAGCAGGCCACUCACUGUAAUAAUAAGAAGACUGCAUCCAAGAGGGUUCAGGAGAUGAGCACCGAGCUGUUCUUCAGUAUCUUCGUCAGGGAGUGUGGGCCUCUGGAAUCGAAGGCGAUCGUGAUGGGGAUGCUGGAUAAAUCCUUUGAUGUGUUGGUGCUGGACUAUGAGGUUCAGAAGAGGAUCUACUGUAAUGCCAUUGAGGGUCUGCAGUCGUUUAAUUUCCGUAAAGUCGGUAAACGGCCUGAGAUGACCCUGGUUUGGACGCCUAACGAGCUGGAAGAUGACAGCGUUACACAGGAGAUCUCCUUGUUUUCCGUGGUGGAUGUGCUGCUGUCUGCUGGUGAAGGUCCUCUCAAAUACACUGCAGUACUGAGGAGACCCACACACACCCAAUUCUGAACACACACACAUUUAAUAUUCUCAUGGUUCUGAGGUCAGCAUAAUGAAGCGGUGUCACAUUUUACCUGGAAGUAUUUCACAUGGCGUGUCAUAUGUGUUUAACACGUGGUUAAUAAUAUCUCUGAUUAGCAGUGUGAUUAACAUCAUUAACCAUUGCACUUUUACUUCAACUCAUUUUUAAAAAAGUUAUAGUUUAUAAACUGAAGAUAGGAAACUCUUAAGUGUGACGUGCUCUUGUGUGACUCGAUGGCACGAAUAAUUAUUUUGCUGUUGUGUCUGAGCUUAAGCCAGUGCUAACCACGUGUCAUAUUUUUAUUUAAACGUGUGUGGUCAUUUUUACACAGGUGAUUACCCACAAUCCCACAGUGCGGUUUGUUUACUGUAAUCACCUGUUAUUUUAUUUAACUCCAUUUCAAAUCCCACUGCAGGAUUCGUUUCCAUUAUAAACCUCAGCUACAGUUUCCAGUUUUUAAUAUGAAUUCUAAAGCUGCACAUAAAACUGUGUCCGAGGUUUAUAACGGAAAUGAAACCUGCAGUGGUACGACGAUUCGGUUCUCCCAGUGGGAGGAGUUUUCAUUUUUAUUUGUCUAACACAGGUUUGUGUGUCGAUUUUUUCCACUGUGCGUGUGACGUCUCUGCUGUUUUCAUUACUGCCUAACGGUCACUGUGCAUUUUUAUUUUAAUUUUAAAGAGUUUUAAUUUUUGUUGUUUAAUGUACUGUCACUGAGGAGAAUUAAAUUAUUUCCAUUCAGGAAAACA
This is a messenger RNA of Ictalurus punctatus (channel catfish), 3909 nucleotides long. RefSeq names its product DIS3-like exonuclease 2. Gene Ontology annotation, cellular component: exosome (RNase complex); P-body. Gene Ontology annotation, molecular function: RNA binding; 3'-5'-RNA exonuclease activity. Gene Ontology annotation, biological process: mRNA catabolic process; miRNA catabolic process. Lineage: Eukaryota; Metazoa; Chordata; Actinopteri; Siluriformes; Ictaluridae. The transcript has 12 exons. Bases 2554 to 3150 code for a protein of 198 amino acids. The record is from RefSeq and is a predicted model, not a curated record.